AGCGGGAUGCGGCUCUGUCGGUGCGGGGAGUGGUUGCAUGUGCCUGCUGGUAAACAAUCCUGGCCUACAUCAGUGUGGCUCUGCAGGGAAAUCCUAAACAGACCCGCUUUCUAAAGGGUUCUAGUCUCUUAUUUCAAAAUAAAGUACAUAUUUAAGGGGUAAAAAAAGAGUAUUUUAGUCAAUAUUAAACUAUGUUUCUGACUAAUUAUAAAAUUAGAAAAAAAUAAUUUCUAAAUGUGCAUCUUUGUGUCUAACCGCGCUAUUAAGCUGAAAAAAGGCUUUUAAUUUGAUAGGACAGUAAGGUAAAUGCAACUAUUUGAUUACAUUUUGGGGAGAAUUAAGUUAUAAUUUACUUAGUUUAGCUAUUCAGAGUUCUGUGACGUCACAAACUCCAAUCAGAGCAAAAUGAAUGAGUAUCUGUGUAUUUAGGGGGGGCAACUGCCCCACACACUUGCCCUCCCUAAUUUUUGAGUUCAUAUUCGUCUCAUUAUUGGUAAAGACGAAGAAUUAAUCUAUAUGAGCUUCUUUAGGCACUGCAAUAACAACAUAUUUAAUGUUUUUGUAAUAAAAUAAAAGCAAAAAUAUUAAUAAAGCUGUUAAAAAUACCAUUCCUGCCCAUAUAUAAAAUGUUUUAGCUCCACCCCUGCAUUUAGCCCCUCCUACAAGAUUGGAAUCACAGCUAAGUUUAAAAAUGGGCGGAGCUAAAGUCUGUACUUCACUUCUAAUCAAAAUAUGCUAUUUUAGGGGCUUUAAAUGUUAAAUUAUUUUUUUUCUAUUUUUUUGUUGGUUUUGGAACUAAAAAUACAAACUAAACUUUGUUUCUUAAAAAAAUAUUUUUUUACUAUACCACAUAGCUUUUAUUAUAUCUUAAACACACAGGGCCAAAAUUGGUGACUAAUUUUUUUAAACAUUUUAUCUAUGUUUUUAUUUUUAUUUGGUAGCUAAAAGUUCAGGAUGGGCGGAGCUAAAGGGUGUUAUUUUAUAUGUCUACAAACAAACUUCACCUCUACUCAAAAUAUGUAAUUUUUGGGGUCUUUUAAAGUUAUUUUAAAUGGUAUUUUUUGUUCUUUUUUGUUCGUUUUGCAAAUGAAAACCUAAACUAAACUCAGACUUAUUUUUUUUUCUUAUUUUUUUAAUACAAUGCUUGUAAGGAUUUAACUCCGGUGAAUCCACUGAGUCAAAUUUGGUCACUGAUUUUCUUUUUUUAAGCAUUUUAUUUAUGUAUUUAUUUUAUUUGGUACAAUAAAUACCCCCAAAACAGCCCUGAAAUGGACAAAACAGGUUAAAAAAUGAUAUUUGGAUGGAUUUAUUUUGGCAGCUAAAUGUAAAGAAUGUAGCUAAAGGCUGUUAUCAAAAUAUGCAAUUUUGGGGGCAAUACAUUUUUAAUUUUUUUUUUGCUUGGUUUGCAGCACAAAAAACAAACUAAAACUCUAAUUUUCUUUUUGCAGCUUUUUCUUCUUUUUUUUUAUAUAUAUAUUUUAAUUUGAUCUUUAACAACAACAGGCUGUGUUUAAUUUUAGUUCCAAAAAUGAACAAACACAACUGUGAAAGUCACUUUAAAAGUCAGGAGGAAAAAUGUGUUCUUUGUUCAUUGGUUAGCUCUAAAAAAAAUCUACAUUAUGAGUAACUUUAAUGCAUUUUAGUACAAAUAUUAAAAAUAUAUUUUGAAGAGAACAGGAGUCUGUGGGGCCUGCAGACCUUAUUGAUGUCAUAAAACCAAAGUGUGCUGAAAGUGGGUUAGUUGGUCAGAAGCUAAAUGUUUUUGAUUGACCCCCUCCCCCCAAUCUGAGCUGUUUUAAGCUCUUUUAAUGCCAUUAACGGGGGACUGGGUGAGGGUUAGCCAUUACCCAGCGUGGGCUGGAUUAGCCGUCGUCUGGCUGAACACCCGCAUGGCGCAUGCUAGCUGAUCCUGCAGGCCAGCUGCUAUUGUUGACCAACAGGUUUGUUUGUUUGCGUCUCUCCAGACUUCACCCGCGGCCUUAACCCUCCUAGUUUCCCGGCGGUUUCCCUCCGCCGCCCUCUGAGAGCGCCCGCUCCUCGUUCUCCUCCUCGCCUCCCGCCAUCGCGUCCAGCUGUGGCCCUCGCAGGGCGCGCUCGCUGGCGCUCACCUGACAGGUCCCUGGCCUCAGGACGACAGCCAGCAACAACACGUUCCCUACAUGAGGGACAAGGCCACGCAGACCCCCAGGGCCUGGGCAGAUGAGAGGAGGAGGGGCUCUCACAAACGAUCGGCCUCCUGCGGGAGCACCGAUCAGCUCAAAGAGGUCAGCGUCUCGCCGGCUUUUGUUUCGUUUUUCCUGCACGUUUGUUUCACCUUUUAUUCUUUUUUUUUUUUGCAGAUUGCCAAAUUGCGUCAGCAGCUUCAGCGCAGCAAACGCAGCAGCCGCCAUCGCAGGGACAAAGAACGCAAGUCCCCGUUCAAUGGCAGCCACACCAUCAUCCAGUCACAGACUUCGAUGCCUAAGACCAUCCUGAUCCCCAUCCCCAUAUCCAAGUCAUCCGCUCCUCGUUUCCGGAACAGCGUUGAGGGUCUCAACCAGGAGAUCGAGCGCAUAAUCAUCCGAGACACCCCCGAGAAGGAAGAGACCAUCGUUCCCCAGGACGUCCCAGAUGGACACCGCGCGCCCCCACCGGUGCCACCGCAGCGCAGCAGCAGCACUCGCAGCAUCGACACGCAGACCCCGUCGGGGGGCGGCCUGAGCAGUAACCACAGCAACUGCAGCAGCCGCCCCGACUCCAUUUCUCCCUCCUACCUCACGGUCCUCAACGACACAGCCGGAGGCAGCCCUUAUGAGGAUAAAGAGCUCAGCCCCUGCUCCCCCCUGCCAAAAUACGCCGCCUCGCCCAGACCCAACAACAGCUACACCUUUAAGAGGGAGCCUCCAGAGGGCUGUGAGAAGGUCAAAGUGAUCGAGGAGUCUCUGACCAAACCUCUGCAGGACAUCCCCCCCUUCCUGUGUCCCGACCGCAACAAGGUCAACUUCAUCCCCAACAGCGGUUCUGCCUUCUGCUUCGUCAGUAUCCUCAAGCCCUUACACCCCGGCCCGGACCUUAACUUUCGCCCGGGAGGGGUGGGCCUCCGAAGCCUGUCCCCCUCCCUCGUGCCUCUGUCCACCCAGCCCUGCCUCCUGGAGGAGCCGGAGAGCUUCUGAGUGCCCCCCCCCCUCAACGUCCGGCCUUCAAUCGACACUCCACGACAACAAAAUCGGAAAACAUCUGAGUCAACAACCCUUCUUUCUUUUCAAAAAAGAAUGCCUUCAGCAUGCCAGCGAAGCUCUCUGAUGUCCUUGUUGAAAAGCGCUUCCCACUGCCUCCUCCUCCUCCUCCUCCUCGGAUGACCGCAGCACCUCCCCACCUCCCAGCAGGUGUCUGCAGCCGCAUUUCAUCGCUUUCUUCUACCUUUAUUGCUGGUUAUGUCCCUGCUUUUUCAGGAAGAAAAAGGUGAAAGGACCUUUGAUUUCAUCGUUUAUACCAUGGCGCCUUUCCACAGACAUAUCUCUUUUUCUAUCUGUACUUAUUUCUCUUGAUAUUGAUUAUGCCUUCCAUUUAAAAAAAAAAAAAGAAAAAAAAAAACAGAAAAAGGUGGCUGCUGGUUUCCUUGGCGUCCACAAGAAUAUUGACCACGGAAGCUAAUUUUGGUGCUGUCGGAUGAAUCGUAGCAAAACUUGAAGGAUAACGUGCCUGAUAAUUUUAGACCGCUCGGUUUCCUGAACCCGUCAUAACGCCGGGAUCGUGUUUUAGCGUCGGAUCUCUGCGUUUUGACGGCCGCAGAUACGCGGAGCUAGGCGGCGGCGAGCUUGGUGAAGCUCGUUGCAGUAUCCGCUGCCCUGGUGGCGUGUAUCUGUGGGGAAACGCAGGCCAGGGCUAUGAUAUUUGCAGCCUGUUCCACUCCUCCUCUCUUACUACCCUCUCUCCAUCACACCCAGCUCUGCCUUUCCUCCCACCACGGUCACUCCAUCUCCUAUUUUUUAGUGAGUGUCGCUCCUAAUCAUGUUCUCCCGCAAACGUAGAUUUUUUUAACUCUAAAUUUUGUUUUCUAUUAACACGCGACUUCAAAAACGAGUAAAACUGCAUUUCGGGGAUCUUUAAGCAGGCAAAAGUCAAAAUAAAUAAACAAGGUGCAUGAUGGGAAAUAGUCUCCCUAUAGCUUAAAACUAUUAAAUAAUUUUUUUUCUUAAGAAUCGAAAGACAUUUAACGAACAGAAAAUACAGUAGGAGGUAGCUGUCUUUAUUGAAAAUCUAGGACAAUCCCACAUGUAACCAGCAGGGGGCACUCUAUGUUUAAUUUUCUGUUUUUUUUUUUGUUUUUUUUUACAACUGGGGUAAAAAAAAAGAAAACAAAAGUAUUAGUCACAAAAAGCUAACAAAACUGAUUAAGACAAGCCAAUAUUUUAGCUUGCGCUAGUUUUUUAAAAUUAUUUUAAGUAAAAAAUGUUUUGUUGCAGUAAUCUGUUGUUGUGGUAGCUAGUUGGAAUUUCUCGUAAUAGCUUUGAAAUUGACAUUCAUUCUUGCAGUGCAAGAUCGAUACAUGUCCAGACACAUUUUAUUCAGUGGAGGCGUAACAAAGGAAUCGACUAAAAUAAAAACGUACAUUUUGUCGUGAUUGGUGAGAUUAUUUACAAAAAAAAAUAAGACAAAAUUUCCCAUUUUACAAAUUAUUUUGUUUUUUAAAUUAACUAGGAAUUUUUUUAAUGGUUCAUUGCUUUUUGAGUUUAAUUAUUUUUUUGUUUUAGAAAGUCACGAUAGUAACUACAUAAAUUGCGAUUGAAUUCCAAAAUUAAAGCCUGAUUUAAGUGUAAAACUGUCUUUUCAAAUUAAAAGAAUAACAUGUAUGAGUGAAGUGGCUCCAAAAAAAAGGUGUUUUCACAGUUGGCGGGAAAAAAAGACAUUUAAAUUGCAUUUGAAAUAAUAGCUAAAUGGUUCAGACUAGUGCUAGGCAAUAUGGGGAAAAAAAUUGUGAAUUACGAUUAUAAAUUAUAUCAUAAUACAAUAUAUACAUAUUGAGACAUACCACAGUAAAGUACCGUAUUCUCUGGAUUAUAAAUCGCACCGGACUAUGAGUUGCAGGAAUAAACACGUCUAAUCAAGAAGAAGGAAACCAUAUAUAAGUCACUCUGGAGUAUAAGUCGCAAUAUAAUAAAUAAAAACAAAAAUAAUACUACUUUGAUGCAAAUAAGAAAAAUAUCAAAAUUUAAGAGGAAGACCAUCAGAUUCUCCUCCAUGUUUGUUUUGGACGACACUUCUUCUUCUGGCACUGUCAGAAAAAAUUACUGCACCCUCUAGUGGAUGUUAGCGGAAACAACCGCUAACGGGCAACCGCUUGCUAGUGGAAAAAUAGCAAAUAUAUGAGCCUAUUUAUGUUGAAGAAAAAAAAAAAAUCACAAAUAAGUUGCACCCUUGGCUAAACUGUGAAAAAAACAAUGAUUUAUACUCCGGAAAAUACAGUAUAUUUUCAGUUAUUCUCUGUAAAAAAAAAUUUGACAAAAUGCCAUUAUUGAUUUUUAUUUAUCAAUCAUCAUGUAACUGAAUCGUCACAAACGAGAAACAUUUUCAAGUUUCUCUUCCCAGAAAAGUUUGGCAAUAAAAAUCAACAAAUAAAAACGAUGGAAGAAAAAAGGCACGAUAGACACUUUUCUAUUGCCCACAUGAUAUGUAUCGUCAUAUCGCCCAGCGCUAGUUCAGCCUAUUUUCAAGUUGUCAUGGUGACGGUCAAAUUAAUGAAUUUAUGAGUUUGCUUCAGUUCAGUCGCAUUGCAGAUAAACGGGGGGAAGUUACAAUUUUUCCGGAAUACUGAAAACUAAAAUAUCUUACAGGAUAACAAUCACCAGCUAGGACAAACUCCAAAAAGAUUUUCUUAUUUGUUUCCUAAGUAUCCCGAUUUUUCUUAAGACAUUUUCGUUAAGUUUCAUUUGUAGUUUUUCACAGCCUCCUCCCCCGACCUGAAAACACAUCAGUCCAGCUUCGUGUUGUGCCAGACUAAAGGGGGAUGUGUGACGUCGUCCCCCCGAAGCCAUCCCAAUGUAUUCCUGUAGAUGUCAUUAUUACUCGACCGUGCCUGCUACUGUGGGAUAGGAAUGUACGGGAUUUGUAAAUAAGAGGCACAAAGACAUGCAUUUGAAUGAGUCUGCAGUGGUAAACAUGUGACCCUCCUCCGCUCAGUACUGUGAAUAAUAACUAUACGUGGCAUAUAUGUGAUCAAGGAUGUAUUUAUGUAUCAGACAGGUAGUGGGUCUUCAGAGUUUUUAACAAACAUCUUCCAUCUCAGGUUGUAGUGAGUAGGACACGAAGAGAUUUAUGGAUUUCUAAGUUGACUUACAUAUCUACAAUUCUGACCAGGAUGUAGCCUCACAGUGAAAAAAAAAUCCUGAUUUUAUCUCGUAGCAAAGUAGAAUUAGAGAAGUGUGGAUGUCUUUUGUUUAGUGACUUCAGACGACAUGAAAAGUGUGUACAAAGCUAUGGAACAUCUGAAUAUUGUUCAGGAACACUGUACAAGAACAUGUUUACUGAAGCAGGUUAACACACGAGGGUUUAUUCCUUACCUUUCUGUCUUUUAAAAAGUGUACAAACAGCAUUUUUGGAACGACGAUUCCUUUGUUUGCCUGUCCAGUUUAUUGGAAAACCAGACUGCCAAGUUCUUAUACACCCCUCUGAGUGAGAAAAAAAGGCAUAAGUGAAGUAAAUAAAGCAUCUUUGAUUGA
Messenger RNA from Oryzias melastigma (Indian medaka), 6698 nucleotides. RefSeq names its product family with sequence similarity 117 member Ba (gene fam117ba). The record is from RefSeq and is a predicted model, not a curated record. NCBI's taxonomy places the organism in Eukaryota, Metazoa, Chordata, Actinopteri, Beloniformes, Adrianichthyidae. The transcript has 6 exons. The coding region runs from base 2160 to 3152 and encodes 330 amino acids.